GAACAGUCAAGUCUACGCGCUGGCGGAAGGACACAGUUUUAGACCUCAUCGCUGUGCUUCGGUUAUCGCCAAGCAGAAAUGUCUGCCUAAGGGAAACCCGCAAGUUACAUAGUGGACAUUUGCAAUAUACAUUCGCAAGAGAUACCGAUUUCAUUAUCUUUCCGACGCGAGACAAGGAACCCCACGCCGUCACUGGCACACCCGAUCGCCCUAGUUGGAUUUUUGACAGCAAAAAAGAUUUAGAAAAGGAUCGGAAGGAUGAACCCUCAGCAGCGGAUUGCCGCUAUCGGGACGGAUAAGGAGCUGAGUGAUCUGCUGGAUUUCAGCGCGAUGUUUUCUCCACCUGCAAACAGUGGGAAAAACAGGCCGACCACUCUUGGAAGCAGCCAGUUCAACGCAACAGGUAUGGAUGAGAGGACAAGCCAAACAUCAUGGGCCUCAGGUGGCCAGUCCAGCCCGUCCUAUGAGUCCUCCAGGGAGUUUGGAGACCGCACUCAUUAUGCUGAUCAGUUGAGUGACAGUCGAUUAGUGUCCCAUGAAGGAUUGUCCCCAACACCUUUCAUGAACUCCAGCAUAAUGGGCAAGUCUGAGAGGCCACCGUUCUCUGGUUAUGGAAGAGUGCCAGGCGUCUCUGGAUGCCAGCCUAGUCUGAGGUCGGACAUGGGACUGGCAAGCCCAGUGCCCGUCACCACCUCUGGGAAGUCGCCCACUCCGUUCUACUCUUAUACUGGCUCCAAUCCACGAAGACGCUCCCUACAGGACUCCGCUUCACUGGAUCCUCAGCAAGCGAAGAAAGUGCGCAAGCCCCCUCCUGGCCUGCCUACAUCUGUGUAUGCACCAUCUCCCAGCUCAGAUGACUUCAACAGAGACUCUCCAUCCUACCCGUCCCCCAAACCCCCCAGCAGUAUGUUUGGAAGCACUUUCUUCGAUGGGACCCACAAUUCCUCUGACCUGUGGAACUCGUCCAGUGGGAUCAGCCAGCCAGGCUAUGGGGGAAUGCUGGGAGGAUCUUCAUCUCACAUGCCACAGUCUGGAAACUACAGUAACCUGCACUCACACGACCGCCUGAACUACCCACCGCACUCGGUGUCGCCCACAGACAUCAACGCUAGCCUGCCACCCAUGUCCAGCUUCCACCGCGGCAGUGCCAGCACCUCACCCUUCGUCGCUGCAUCUCACACCCCACCAGUCAACACCGCAGAGGGAGUUAUGGCUGCUGCCAACCGAGGGAACACCACUGGAAGCUCUCAGACUGGAGACGCGCUGGGAAAAGCCCUGGCUUCGAUUUAUUCUCCUGACCACACCAGCAGUAGUUUCCCCUCAAACCCCUCCACUCCAGUGGGCUCUCCCUCUCCUCUGACGGCUCAGGCGGGCGCUGGCACAGCAGGUACAGUGGUGACGGCCAGCGGCCCCACAGGAAGGGCAGGUAGAGCACCAGUCUGCCUCUCUGAUCCCACACACACACACACACACACAUUCUCUCCAUGCCACACGCUCACCAGUCAGUCACACAGUGGCCCUCAGAAGUAUUUGGACGCAAAAAAUCGUGUGCACCAGCAGCUUCAUGAGCAUCUGCAGGAUGCCAUGUCCUUCUUAAAGGAUGUCUGCGAGUCUCGGAUGGAGGACCGGCUGGACAGGCUGGACGAUGCAAUCCAUGUCCUGCGGAAUCACGCUGUGGGCUCCACUGCCGCCCUGUCUAGCGACAUCCACAACCUGUUAGGACAAGCGCACAACGGUCCAAUCUCAGCCAUCGGCACCAGUUUCCCGGCUUCUGGAUUGGUCACCAACCGAACAGCACAAAUGGGCUCUGUUCACCGCGAAGAGACCGUCAGCCUGAACAACAACCACGGUGGCCUGCAGGCCAACACCGGUCCCACCUCCAGCUCGGAGCUCAACCACCAGGCAGACACGUUCAGAGCAAUCGCUAGCGCUCUGGCCGGUCAAAUUGCUUCUCCUCUGGACCUGAAGAUCGAGAAUCAAGAAAAAGAUGAAAUGCACGAUAACCAAUCCUCCGACGACCUCAAAUCAGACGACGAGAGUGAUAAGAGGGAUACGAAGCAGACUCGGGGAAGCACUCGUCCAAGCAGUGUCAAUGAAGACGAGGACCUGAACCCCGAGCAGAAGGCAGAGCGCGAGCGAGAUAGGAGAAUGGCCAACAACGCCCGAGAAAGGCUGCGCGUCCGGGACAUCAACGAGGCGUUCAAAGAGCUGGGCCGCAUGUGUCAGCUGCACUUGAAGAGCGAGAAGCCCCAGACCAAACUGCUCAUUCUUCACCAGGCCGUCACUGUCAUACUCAACCUCGAACAGCAAGUCAGAGAGAGGAACCUAAACCCCAAAGCAGCCUGCCUUAAGAGGAGGGAGGAAGAGAAAGUGUCAGGGGUUUCAGGUGACCCCCAGCAAGCCCACCCACCUGUGCACCCGGGCCUCACAGACACAUCCAACCCCAUGGGCCAUCUGUGAACAGCCAGAUCAAAUAAAUGGAGUGUGUUAGACAGAGUCGGCGACCUUGCUUUCCACGGGCGGACAGGACUUACAGUUUGUGACACAAAUUUGAAAAGACAGACCACUCGAAGCAAAAUUCCACCGUUAAGCAAUCCUGAGAUAGAAGAAAACUGGCAAGUGCCCAGCUCCCUGUGAAGACAUCCCAUAUCGAUAAGCAACUUUCUGCCCACCGGAGAAAAAAAAAAAUCAUAUCAAGCAUAAAAGCCCCUCAGCACAUAUCGCUGUCUGCAAGCCGUGUGCCGCAGCUGUACAAUCAGAGACUGUCGCCACCCCCUCCACCCUGUACGUGGAAGAUGCCUUGUGCCUAAACUGAAUUGACGAAUGCAUUGUAACAGCAGUUGUUGUUGUUGUUUUGGUUUCUUUGUUUGUUUGUUUUUUUCCUAUUUAUUAUGUUACCGAGCUGUAAGUCUAUGUUUAAAGGGAAAGUUCUGCCAUUGCUCUGAGAAGCUGGUGGCGUUUCAGUAGAUCUGCAGUUUGUCGUGUGCUGUCCGCAGCCUCUCUCUACUGUCGGUCUGUGGAAGGGCCUCUCCAAUCGAUGAGAUUACCGUAUUCAGAUCAAAUCCCAUGCCCUCGUGAAAGAAUCUGAUGGUGUUUGAGCGUUCAAAGACUCAAGGAUCCCUGUGUCUAAAAAAAGAAAAAAGAAAUAAUAUAUUAUUUAUAUUUAUCAUACAUUCAUUCCACAAAUAACAGCAUGAGAAACCAAAACUACCUAAUUCUUUAUGACGUUUGUGAAUAGUGUAGCUCAGAAUCCUCAUCCCAGACAGAAAGUUAUGAACAGCCUGUGCUUUUUCGACCAGAUUCCCUGUGACGUGGAGACGAUGGUGGAACGGCAAACUCUGGCUUUACUGAAAGGUCAAAGGUCAAACACAAGCUGCCAUGUUUAUACUCAUUAGUGAGCCGUACAGAUACGGAAAGCAGAAAGUUACAAAACCCCAGCAUUCCCUGCAUAUUUCUUAGUGUCUUAAACAGGAAAGGGGACGCAGUCUCGUUCUUUUGAUUCCUUUGCCAUAUAGUGUUAAGGGUAAAGCGAAAGACGUAUUUCAGAUUCAGUUUGUUUGUUUUCAAGCGUUACUUUAUUUGGUCGAAGAGCCGUGGUUAUGCCGAGGCCAUCUGUACUGAGGGAUCUCUGUUAUACCGCGCGACAUGGCACUGUUGGAAAAGAGUUGAAUUUAAAACGAAGACCAUUCAUUCACCUGGCCUGAAUUGAAGUUUUGUUUUGUGUUCUUUUGUUUUUCUAAAACCAUUAACAAUUAAAAAAAGAGAAGAAGAAAAAAAAGAAAUACUCAAAGUAACCAUAUGUUAUUUUUGUUUAUUUGUAAUUAUAUACAAAGCAGCUCUCUAGGCUUCAUAGUAAAGCGUAUAUUUGUCUUGUGAAAAUAGAAGGAUGUUCUAAGUUACUUAGAAUGGCUUUGUCUUUCCCCUCAUGCAUUGAAGUACUUGAUACUUGAUCAGCAGAAUGUGAGCGCAAUGUCUGUUCGAAAAAAAGAGAAGCUCUAUGAAUUCAAAUCCAAAUCAGCAAACAGUGGAAAUGAUGAACAAAGCCAGUUUGGAUCAGGAUUUUUCUCUGCCAUUAUUUGUUUUCUUUGUAAAUCUAAAGAAAGCAGCAGUCACCACUUUCAUUUUAUAAAGUAUGCGUUUUUCUUUGACCAAAACUGACUUUUUUUUUUUUUAAACGUCUUGCUUUGGAACUGUUUUUCUGUCCCGUCUGUUUGUCUUCCAUGUGUUCACACCAUUGAAACAAGACUGCCACAUUCUCUAUGAAUCACUCUCUCGGAUACGAAGUCAAAAGAACAAAACUUAAGGAAAGAUUUCAGAACAUCAGCAUUAUUUUCCUUCUGUGUGUUUUUCUCUCUCUCUCUUUGCUUUGUGGAGAGUUUCCUUCCUUAACAAAAUGAUCGUGAAAUCCACUAGUCUUUGUGGCCUUGUUAUACAUUUCAGUAUUCAAGAGCUUGUAUUUUUGCCGGCUGAAAAUUAAUCAAGGUUAUGAGUCAUCUUUUUGUCUGUUGUUUUGUUUUCCCUGUUGUUUUCCACCUUUUCCUUUUUUUCUGUGUUCUGUUUUUCCUCUGUUGGAUAUGUUAGAUUUUGCUGUAUGCCCUGAUGCUUUCCCUCAUAACAAAAAAAAUGUAUGUAAAGGAUUAAAAAAAAAACAUUUGGCUUAUUUUUCACUAUAGUUAGUCUUUUAUACAAUAAUAUUGUAAGAACAUUUCUUGAAUUCUAAAUAUUACUCUUUCUAGAUUUUUGAAAUCAAAAGUUUUGAGUAAAAAGUUUCUUACUUUAUUUUACUAUAUUAGAUAGUAAAAAAAAAUGUACGGUUAUUUACCAUAACCUGUCCAUUAUUAUAAAAAAAGAUUAUGGAUAGCAUCUUAAGAACAUAAGUAGGAUUGUAGCUGGCAGUCUAGUAUGUAUGGGGUAUUGUACGAGCUCGAUGUUUCAGAGGAUGUGCUCUCCAUCUCUGUCUCCAGUCUGCAUUGUUGGUUGAUGAACGAUUUGUACCCAUGACAAAAUUCAAGGUAUUGUCAAUACACAUCAGAAAACCAGCAGUAAGAAGUCGAAUUCUUUUUUCUUUUUUUUCUGUCUCUGUAACAGAAACACAAUAUGUAUAUAACAUUUAUGUAGCAAUAAAUGUGCCAUCUUUUUU
Sinocyclocheilus grahami is the source of this 5140-nucleotide messenger RNA. RefSeq names its product transcription factor 12-like. The coding region runs from base 259 to 2460 and encodes 733 amino acids. Gene Ontology annotation, molecular function: RNA polymerase II cis-regulatory region sequence-specific DNA binding; DNA-binding transcription factor activity, RNA polymerase II-specific; protein dimerization activity. Gene Ontology annotation, cellular component: transcription regulator complex; chromatin. The record is from RefSeq and is a predicted model, not a curated record. NCBI's taxonomy places the organism in Eukaryota, Metazoa, Chordata, Actinopteri, Cypriniformes, Cyprinidae. Gene Ontology annotation, biological process: regulation of transcription by RNA polymerase II. The transcript is spliced from 20 exons.